Molecule: messenger RNA, 2003 nt
Organism: Trachymyrmex cornetzi
Lineage: Eukaryota; Metazoa; Arthropoda; Insecta; Hymenoptera; Formicidae
Product: keratin, type I cytoskeletal 9
Exons: 10
Coding region: 126-1280 (384 amino acids)
Source: RefSeq, a predicted model, not a curated record
AAUUUCACAACACUACUUCCGCUACGGUAUCCGACCUGCCGACGUCCAUUUUGCUCGCUUGUUGGUGCGAGCGUCCCUGAUUUAUGAGACGUCUUUAUAGCCGCCUGCUUAUCGAAGUUUGAAUAAUGGAGGGAGCACCAGGAGGUGGUAGAGGUAGUUUUCGAGGCCGUGGAGGCCCAGGUGGAGUAAUGAGGGGACGCGGCGGUUUUGGAGAGAGAGGAAGAGGUGGUCCUCCUCGAGGUGGUAGCAUGAUGCGUGGCGGACGAGGUAAUGGACCUGGCGGGAGAGGAGGUCCACCCAUGAGAGGCCGAGGUGGCCCUCCUGGCAGGGGUGGACGAGGUGGACAUUUUCCUCCAGGACCACCAGAAGCAGGUAUGUCUAGUGGACCUGGAGGUGGACCACCACCCCUAGGAAUGGGUGGUCCUCCACGAGGUGGUGGCGGAAGGGGCGGUGGCAGUAAUAGCUUCCGUAGCAGAGGCAGAGGAGACUUCGGCAGGGGAGAUAGCCGUGGAGGUAGCAAUAAUUUCCGAGGUCGUGGCAUGGAUAGAGGUAGAGGAGGAUCCAGAGGAGGGUCAAGCAGAGGUGGACCCAGCCGUGGUGGCUUCGAUCGUGGUGGUCGGGGGACUGGUGGUGGACGUGGUGGGCCUACAAAACGAGGAGGAGGCCCACCUAGCUCGAGUGGACCCUCCAAAAGGCCACGCUUUGAUCAGCCGUCUUCCCAACCAUCUAACGGUUACGCCACUCAACCUCCUAGCCAAGGUUACGGAGGUUCAAGUAACGCUUACAGCAGUCAACAACAACCGCAGCAGCAACAGUCCGUAGGAUACGGUAGCGGUGGCUAUGGCUCACAGCAAGGCUACACACAGUCUUAUCAGGGCUAUGAGAGUUAUCAGCAGCCUCAGGAUUAUGGACAAACGGGUUAUCCACCGUCCGCAGCAGAUAGCAGAUACGGUGGGGCGUCAUCGGUUCCAGCUGCAGGAUUCGGCGCUAACGAUCCGUACAGUUACGGCAAAGCUCCGCCGUCAGCCGAUUACCAGCAGGAGGCAGUGUCAACCGCGGGACCGGGGGGCGGGGCCGGUUAUGUCUCAGCUAAUCCAUAUGACGACCGAUCUAAUGCCAACAUAAUCAACCGGGGUUAUUCGACGCAACCUUAUGAUUAUCCGAGUCAGGACGGUGUUUAUGGGAAACAGGACUAUGCACGAGAAACAGAGAAAAAGUGGACGAGAAACACGCAAAAACCAGCAACUGCCCUAGGAAGACAAGCUAAUCAAAAAGACUGAAUAUGGGCGAAUAAGUAUGAUAAUUAGACGAAAGAUUAUCUCGGUAAUAUAGUAACAAAAAGUAGGUAUAUAUGUGAACAUUAUUAGGAAACAUGGUAGAUUAAAUGCCAUUUCCGACCGAGCCAUUCUUUCGUCUAUGAAUUCUUCGACCGUUUGCAGUCGAUUUUUUCUUUAACAAAGGUAUCAAAGCAUUGUUAGAUUGUAAGCAGUCUAGAAUGAAAGAUUUCUCAGGAAGAGUAAAUCUUGAAGACGUGGCGAGAAUAGAUAGCGAAAUUUUAAUUAUUUUGUAAGAGUUGAAAAUUAAUUAGAGAUAUAUUCACUGUUAAAAAUUGUGGAACUACGACAAUGAUCUCUUCGACGUUUUCAGUAAGGAAAAAUCGACUCCGAACUGGUAAAAAAAUACAUGGACGAAAGAUGAAGACUCAUUUAAGAAAUCAUAACGUCCAGUUAGAAAUAUUUAGUUAGAAAAAGGUAAAAGUAAAAAUUAGAUAACAUUUGAAGAAAAUUAUGUGAGUUUGUGAAAGUGUAUGUAAGUUUAAAGAUUUUAUUCUAAAGCAUAUAACAAAUUUCACAUAUCUAUUAAUUUCAAAAUAACGUUACUAUUUCAGGAAUAUCUCACCCCUGAGUCAUACGUAAACGUAGCGUUGGAAAUAAUUGACAAGCCCAGAUAUAAGGCCCGACAUCUCUUAUAGUUUCUAAAAGUUCAAUCAUUAUUAGUACACA